Messenger RNA from Musa acuminata AAA Group (dessert banana), 1261 nucleotides. RefSeq lists its product as uncharacterized. Bases 57 to 1001 code for a protein of 314 amino acids. Gene Ontology annotation, cellular component: Golgi membrane. NCBI's taxonomy places the organism in Eukaryota, Viridiplantae, Streptophyta, Magnoliopsida, Zingiberales, Musaceae. The transcript has a single exon. Gene Ontology annotation, molecular function: hexosyltransferase activity. The record is from RefSeq and is a predicted model, not a curated record.
AAUUAUAUCUACCUACUCCUCCUCCGUCUCUAUAACUUCAGUGGUGGCAUGACCACAUGGAUUCUUACCAUCAACCGGCCAUGGAGAAGCUCUCCGGCUUCCGUGUACCGAAGGCUUCCUUCAUCCUCCUCCCCAUGUCUCUCGUAGCCAUCAUCUUCAUCGUCGUCUACCCUAACGAUCUCCGGUUGCAAUGCCUCGUCACCGCCGGCUGCCAGCCCUGGCCUCAGCUCUCGGCCGCCCCCGAGCCUGCUCUCCGGCUGCUCCUCGGCGUCUUCACCGUUCCAGACGCCUACGCGCGCCGCAGCCUCGUCCGCCACGCCUACCUCCUACAGCGGGCGAGCCUCCCAGCCGACGCGGCCGUCGACGUACGGUUCGUCCUCUGCAACCUCACCAAGGAGGAGCAGAGGGUGCUGGUGGCCAUGGAGAUCAUGCUCUACGACGACAUCAUCAUCCUCGACUGCGCCGAGAACGUAAACGACGGCAAGACCUACGACUACCUCUCCAGCCUCCCGCGAGUCCUCGGCGCUGGCCGGGCCUACGACUACGUGGUAAAGACGGACGACGACACGUAUUACCGGCUGGACAGGUUGGCGGAGACGCUGCGGCGGCUGCCGAGGGAGGACGUGUACCUGGGCCUCCGCGUGCCGUGCUGGCGCAAGGAUGAGGGGUCGGGGUUCAUGUCGGGGAUGGGCUACCUGCUGUCGUGGGACCUGGUGGAGUGGAUCGCGACGUCGGAGGUGGUGAGGAAGAAGAUGAAGGGGCCGGAGGACAUCAUGACGGGGGCGUGGCUGAACGAGGCGGGCCGUGGGCGGAACAGGUUCGACAUGAACCCCAGGAUGUACGACUACCCGGAGGGGCCCGACACCUGCUUCCGCCAUGGCUUCACCCCCGACACCAUCGCCGUCCACAAGCUCAAGGACGACCUCAAGUGGGCCAAGACGCUGCAGUACUUCAACGUCACGCAAGGCUUGAGGAGCUCAAAGCUUUUCCACAUCCACUGAAAGCUUCCAAUUCUUCUUCCUCUCUUUCCUUGGAGACACUCUUUGUUCUCUGUUGUUUGUCUCUUCCAAAUCACACUCUUCACACAGAAUGUGCACAUAUUUCUCGUCGAGACUCAGUGGGCAUGCAGAAGAAAGGUAAGCGUGUGUAUAGAAGUCAAAGAAAGUGGCAAUUGCCUCCACAUUGUUCACUAUUUUCUUGUGGUGUGUAUUACCACAUGCUACUAUAAUAAUAUUUUAUAUAUUUGAAUGUGUUCUGUUGA